This is a messenger RNA of Lycium barbarum (goji berry), 4838 nucleotides long. RefSeq lists its product as uncharacterized. Gene Ontology annotation, molecular function: RNA binding; ubiquitin-protein transferase activity. The transcript has 12 exons. Gene Ontology annotation, biological process: protein ubiquitination. Bases 2074 to 4695 code for a protein of 873 amino acids. Gene Ontology annotation, cellular component: CCR4-NOT complex. NCBI's taxonomy places the organism in Eukaryota, Viridiplantae, Streptophyta, Magnoliopsida, Solanales, Solanaceae. The record is from RefSeq and is a predicted model, not a curated record.
UGUUUGAAUCGUAUCACCGGAUUUUUCAAUUGAAUCUAUGUUUUUAUUUUUCGAAUAGAAUAUAUAUUUUUUAAUAUAUUUUCUGAUCUGUUGUGGAAAUGUUCACAUCUUACCUGUAGAAGAGUUUGUUUUUGUUUUUGUUUUGUAUAAAUGUACUAAAUAAACCCUAACUUUUGAUGAAUUCCACAUUUUCCCCAAAUGUAGCUUUUUUUUCUUCCUGUAAAGAUUAUAUGAAUGUACAUGUAUACUUUAUUUCUAAUGAAUGUGUGUGAAUCUUAUCACCGGAUUUAUCAAUUGAAUCUCUGUUUUUAUUUCUUGAAUAGAUUUUUUUGUUUAAUAUAUUUUCUGAUCUGUAACUCACUGUAAAUUUGUUUUUUUUUUCUUCUGCUAAUUUCAGAUUUUAAAAACCCUAACUUUUUGAAGAAUUACACAUUUUUCCCCAUAUGUGUGUGAAAAUGUAGUUUUUUUUUUCUUCCUGUAAUGAUUAUAUGAGUGUACAUGUAUAUUUUUUUGUAAUGAAUGUGUGUGAAAUGAUGUCUCCGGAUUUGUCAAUUGAAUGCAUUGAAUUUCUAUUUUUUCUGAUCUGUUGUAGAAAUGUUGACAUUUUACCUGUCUCUUUUUUAUCUGCAAAUCCGACAUUUUUCAUUCAAAACCCUAACUUUUUGAAGAAUUACACAUUUUCCCCCAAAUGUAUGUGAAAAUGUAGGUUUUUAUAUGAAUGUACAUGUACGAUUUUUUCUAAUGAAUGUGCGUGAAUCGUAUCACCGGAUUUGUCAACUGAAUCUCUGUUUUUAUUUCUUGAAUAGAAUAUGUUUAUAUAUAUAUAUAUAUAAAAAUUUGUGAUCUGUUGUAGAAAUGUUGGCAUUUUACCUGUAGUUCACUGUAAGUUUGUUUCUCUUUUUUCUGCAAAUCCGAGUUUUUCAUUCAAAACCCUAACUUUUUGAAGAAUUACACAUUUUCCCCAAAAUGUAUGUUAAAAGCUGGUUUUUUUUGAUGACUUUUUUGUUGUGUUUGCAGAACAAUGAAUGUUUAUAUGAAUGUGCAUAUUUAAUUGUUCUUAAUGAAUAUGUGUGAUGCAUUGAAUCUCUGUUUUAUUGCUCGAAUAGGCUAUUUCUAAAAUUUUCCGAUCUGUUGUGGAAUAGUUGGCAGUUUACCUGUAGAUUAGGGUUUUGAAGUAUUUAUUUUUGUUUUUGUUUUGUAAGUCUGGUUUUUAAUAAAUGUACUAGGUUGGAGGAAAUGUAGGUGAGUGUAAUUAAUGUGUUCAGAUGUCAUUGUAGUAGAAAUAAUUGAAUUAUUCCACAUUUUUUCCGAAAUGUAUGUGAAAAUGUGAUUUUUUUUGUGACUUUUUGUGUUUGCAAAAAAAACGAAUGGUUAUAUGAAUGUACAUGUAUAGUUUUUCCUAAUCACCUGAUUUGUCCAUUGAAUGCAUUGAAUUUCUGUUUUUAUUGCUCGAAUAGGCUAUUUUAUCUUAAAAAAUAAUAAAUAAAUAAAUAAAUUCUGAUCUGUUGUGGAAAUGUUGACAUCUUACCUGGAGUUCACUGUAAGCUUGUUUCUCUUUCUUUCUGCAACUCAGAGAUUAUCAAAACCCUAACUUUUGAAGAAUUCCACAUUUUUUCCGAAAUGUAUGUGAAAUUGUAGUUUUUUCCCUUCCCUUUUUGUGUUUGAUUAUAUGAAUGUACAUCUAUAGUAUUUUGUAAUGAAUUUGUGUGAAUCGAAUCAACGGAUUUGUCAAUUGAAUGCAGUGAAUAUCUGUUGUUAUUGCUCGAAUCGGCAAGUGUUACAAACUUCUGAUCUGUUGUGGAAAUGUUGGCAUUUUACCUGUAAAUUAUGGUUUUGAAGAGUUUGUUUUUGUUUUGUUCGUCUGUUUUUAAAUAAGUGCAAACAAUUUCUGAGGGCCAUCGGACUGGGGUAAAACCCUGAAUUAACCGUGGUGCACUUGCGGGAAACUCCUUGCCGAGGGCCUGUGCACUCCCGGGAUUAGUCGGGGCUCAAAGAGACCCGGACACCCGGUGCUUAAUCAAAAAAAAAAAAAAAAAAAUAAGUGUACUAGGUUGGAGGAAAUGUUGGGCAAUCAUGAGCAACGAAGAAGAGAAAAGGUGUCCUCUUUGCGCCGAAGAGAUGGACUGGACAGAUCAGCAGUUUAAGCCUUGCAAAUGUGGUUAUCAGGUGUGUCUUUGGUGUUGGCAUCACAUAAUGGACAUGGCAGAAAAAGAUGAGUCUGAGGGACGAUGUCCUGCAUGUCGAACAACAUACGAAAAGGAGAAAGUUGUUAGAAUGCAAUCAAAUAUUGAGAGGGCAGGGAACAACAAUGCCAAUAGGAAAAGCAAACAACAACCAAAGGCAAAGCCAAAAACUAAUGAAGUCAAGAAGGAUCUCACGAAUGUUCGGGUCAUUCAACGUAAAAUGGCAUAUGUGAUUGGACUGCCUCUUAGUCUUGCAGAUGAAGAUAUUUUACAGCGGAAGGAAUAUUUUGGGCAAUAUGGAAAAGUUACUAAAAUUUCUCUGUCUCGGACAACUGGUGGUGCCAUCCAGCAAUUUGUUAAUGAUACUUGUAGUGUAUAUAUUACAUAUUCAAAAGAAGAGGAGGCCGUACGGUGUAUUCAGUCUGUACAUGGUUUUGUUUUGGAAGAUAGAUAUUUGAGAGCAUCAUUUGGGACUGCGAAAUACUGCCACGCGUGGUUGAGAAACACGCCUUGCAGUAAUCCUUCUUGUCUAUAUUUGCAUAGCAUUGGUGCUGAUGAGGAUAGCUUUGGUAAAGAUGAUGUAGCUGCAAUUCAUACAAGGAAUAGAGUUCAACAAAUUGUUGGUGCCACCAGUAAUAUGACGAACCGCUCAGGAAAUGUCUUGCCACCUCCAAUUGAUGAAUUAUCUAGGACUGGCUUUACAUCGACUGAGACAUCUAGCAUUAGAAACGCAGUAAAUGAUGCAGCACAUGAUACAGGGAAUUACAGUAGCUACAUGGCUCAUGUAACUCCACAUGAUAAGGAGGGAGACGCUGGUGGACCAAACAGAAUGACAACUUUUGUCGAUAUAGUUGGACGGCCUAAUAGUUCUGGUGCAGAGAGAGAUGGAAAUAGCACUGAAGAUUGUAGGAUUUUGAAUUUAUCUUCUGACCAAUCUUCAGUAACCAUUAGCAAAGAUAAUCAUGGUCAUGAAACAUAUCCUGAUGAAACUUUGUUCAAGGUUCCAUCUUCGAAUCACAUUGUCAAUCAUCUGCAAAACCAAAAUUCUGUUGACUUUUCAGAUGAACCAUUCAGGGAAGAUUAUACAUCUUUUGACGGUCAAAGACUGGAGGAUUCAAAUAAUAUGGAUCAAAAGGCUUUUCUUAUGUCAUCAGUUUCUGCUCAAUCCACAGAGAACUCUGGUGGUCAUUUAUUAGUACAUAGGUCAUGUAGUCCGAGUAGCAAUGGAAUGGAUUAUGGAGCUUUACAUAAUCAAGUGGAUGAAGCUUCUCUGCCAGUUUCAUGUGUAACUGCAGUAUUAAAUGAAGGAUUUCAUGACUUGAAAUUCCAAAGUUCUGUCAAAUCUGAUAGGGUUUACAGAAGUUCUACCUCAUUCUCCAAUGAAGAAAUAGUAGAGCACCUACGGAGGAUUGAUGGUGAUAACUUGACUAACUAUCAAGAUUCAUCAUUCAAUGCCGUAGAAAGUACCAUUAUUUCAAAUAUUAUGUCAAUGGACUUGGAUUCAUGUGAUGAUUCGACGGCUUUGCAUCGUAGUUUUGCUGGCUCAUAUGGUGAAUCCGUUGGGAAGCAUGGUGCUUGGAACUCUUUGCACAGCGACCAAUCAGGGUUCUCUUUUGUGAAGCAAGAUGACUUUUCCAGGCAAGGAGGUGAUUUAGAGUCUUCUUUUAGAAAAAAUAUUUGUCAGAUAUCAAAGAAUUCAUCCAACCUUCAGGAUUUCAGAGAGAACAAGGAGCAUUAUGUGCACAAGGCUCCGUAUCAAAUCACCAGACCAAAAGUUUCGGCUCCACCUGGCUUCUCAAUGCCCCAUAAGGACCUGCUUCACGGUUUUGCCUCAUCCGAUGAAAUAGGAGGAAUCCCUCACGCUCUCUCUGGAGGUCGUUUAGUAAAUAGUUCUUCAUCGAGUUUGCUUCACACACCAUCAACCGGAAGCAUUAGCAGUGCAGGUGAUAUUGAUUUUGUUGACCCUGCCACAUUAGCCUUUGGAAACGGCAAGCCAACAAAUGGUUUUGAAAUCGGGGCAGCUUGUGUGCCACAGAGGAGAGGCUUUGAAGACGAGGCAAGGAUCUGGCAUCUUAUGCAACAGAAAUCGAAAUCUUUAGAUCAAGGGAAAUUUUCUCAAUUAAUUGCUUCUCAAACACCACCCGUGCAUCAGUCACGACGGUUUCCUAGUCACGGUGGGGAUGAAUAUUUUGGCCCAGAUGAUAUAUAUGGCUUCUCGUCAAGGGUGGUGGAUCAACAUCAAAGUUUUAAUCCAUCUUCCUAUUCACAACAAAAAAGUUUCGAUCCAUCCUAUUCACAAUUUACACAGCAAAAGCUUGCGAAUGGCCACAUCUUGAAUGGUUUCCAGCACAAUAGUUUGGACGAUAUCCAUCGUAGUAAUGAAGUGAACAGCAUGACACAACUCCAGACAAAUGAUACAUUAGGUUUCAAAAAAUUCUAUGCUGGAUAUGGAGAUCUGAUGUUCCAGGCCCCCCGGUCUGGCGAUGUAUACACCAGAGUAUUUGGGAUGUAACUCACUGAUUCUUUUAAAAAAAUGAAAAUGUCCCUAAUUACUUUGUUGCCUGUGUUUGCAGAAAAUUAUAAAUAUGUUACUAGUAAUUACUACUUGCCUGGUAUUGGCUAUUUCGGGUUGAAGUGUGGAGGGAAUUCAGCCAA